This is a messenger RNA of Cyclospora cayetanensis, 5658 nucleotides long. RefSeq lists its product as uncharacterized. The transcript is spliced from 7 exons. The coding region runs from base 1 to 5658 and encodes 1885 amino acids. The record is from RefSeq and is a predicted model, not a curated record. Lineage: Eukaryota; Apicomplexa; Conoidasida; Eucoccidiorida; Eimeriidae.
AUGGUGCAGUCCGCUCACGACGAGCAGGGUGAGCUUAUUCUCACAGUCGGGCUGUCUGCAUUCCCAAACGAGCCUCCCUCGGGCCCCAAUACACCUCCUUUCUGCCCCGUUCCACUUUUUUCUCGUAGACUUCAUACUGGCUUUGCCUUCCGCUCCGGCGAGUCCUGUGCCGCUUCCACCUUUGCUUGCCGGCGAGGCCUCUUCUGCAGCAAUACCUCGCAGCUUUGUGUCGCCCCGCCUAAGGGCCUUGCAGAUCCUUGUGACCCGGCAGAAAACAACCCUUGCGGCCUGCUAACCUGCGCCGCAGUCAAUGCGUCGCGUGAAAAUAAUCCUCAAGGAACGUCUCCAGGCCAUUCAAAUCCUCCUACGCUUUCGCAGGCACUGGGCAAGCCACAGCAUGAGGGACGUGUGGCAGCCUUGCCUUCUCCCACACCAGCUGCUCGCCACCUGCAGACAAGCCAGAGUGGGGGCCCCUUCCAAGUGUCCCCGAGUGCCCUCCAGAGCCCUCGUUACAUUUGCACGCUCCCUGAAGGCCUCGAAGGCGAUCCUUGCUGGGGCCCUUUCCAGUGUCUGGAGGGCUGCGGCGCAUGCGUCCAGGGAAUUUGCCGGUCCUUCCUGCCUGAGGUGCCGCCCAGUAGGCACUCCCGCGACGCGCUGACAGCCACAGGCGAAGAGAACGCACACAGUGCAGCAGCAGCAGCCGCUAGAGGCGGUCCAGAAAAUGGAGCUCUCCCCCAGAGACAGCUUGCACUUGAGCAUCAGCAGCGGCCGCCGCAGGAGCAACGGCGGCGACAGUGGGAAAGCAAGGCGCAUCGAAGCGACCUUGCCGCUUGGAAGGAGAGCGCGAUGGAGCUUUUGCACGCGCUGCGCGAUGCCGAGGCUUCGGCAGCCGCAAGCGAAGACCAGCAAGACCCCUUCGGCAUUCCGCUGAAAGAGGAGGCCCUCACAGAGCUUCGGCUUGAAGUCAUGAGCCCCGAGGCUGCCCUGGGUGCCGGGAUGGCCGAAGCCCCCAUUGAAGCCCUCUCGCUCAAGCACGGAGCCGCUGAAAAGAGGCCCCUCGUGGCUGCCAACGCAGUAACCUAUUGUCUACCAUCGGGGGAGGGGGCCCCCGUCGGGGCCCCUUGGGCUGCCUCCCUUUGCAUCCCUCAGUACCCGUCGCCCCCCGGCUCCGUGGGGGCCUCCUCCCGCCGGCGGAAGUGUGGAGCGCGCUGCAAAGCUGCGUGGAAGCGCGCAGCAGGAUACACCUACGACUACAGCAGCAAGACCUUUCGAGCACCCGUGGCAGAGGGCCCUCAAGGUACGAGUGCCCUUCUGAAGCAGCGGGGCGAACCCCAUCUCAGCGGCAUGCUUAAAUUCCAACAGGCGCCGCCGGGAAUCGUUCUCUCCGGAACGGCCGUGGAAGCCUCACGCCCUCUCGUUUCCAGCGGAGGCGUAGUACACUCAGGGACCUCGGGGAAAAUUUCGCCUGCUGCAGAACAAGCUGCACCCCAGAGACACACUCCCUGGCCACAGCCUUUCCAGCCGCAUCCGCAGCUGGCGCUGGAGCGGCAGCCGGAUACGGCCCACGCUUCUUUGCAGCAGCAGCAGCAAUGGCAGACGGCACAGGAGACAAUGCCCGAUGCGCAGCAAGUUAGGCUGCAGCAAGCGCCAACACCUACAAACCCUACACAGCUGUUGCGGGAGGGAGCUGGGCGGGAAGCCCCGUGGCAAACGCAUCCGCGAAAUCAAGCAGAGGCAGCUCCGAGAGGCGCGAACCCGCAGCAGCAUCGCCGAGGAGAGGAGGACACAAUGAUGCCGCCGCACCAGCAGAAGGAGAAAACAACUGCUGAUGAAGCCUUGCAGCUACUAGAAGAUGAUGCCCCGGGCUGGCAGGAGGGUCUCAGCGACUUCACUCAAGGGCACUAUCCACCGUCAGCAGAAGAAUUGCUUCUGGAAAGCACGUCCGAUCUCUCUAAAGCUGCCGACUCCUCAGGAGGUGCUGCUGCGCAUCCGGCUGAAGUUGCGGCUCUCUUGCAGGCUACCCCACAGCCCACAAAAGAAGAGCUGCCUCUUGCACAGACACAGCACCUGCAGCAGAAGGAGCGCUCUGAUGAGGCAGUUGCAUAUCCACAACCACCCAGCUCCUCCUUGCAUGGACUUGAUCAGGAAGAGGAAGGGGGAGCCGAUGAAGGCAUGGGGUUUGAGUGGAGAGACACACGCGACCGUAAGUUUCCCACCGACAUGAGCGCGUCCGGUUCGAUUGGAGGACAGCCAGCAGAAACUCAGGCUUUGAGCGCCUUUCAGAGCGAUGAAGAAGACAAGACCCUUCCCGAGGGUGCGGUCCUGCGAACCAACGAUGAGACAGAGGCACAACGCACUGAAAAGGCCCCUCCUCUGCUCGCUCUGGCGGUAGAUGAUCCUCCUUUUCCACUAGCAGAGAGCAGUAGCAGCAGCAGGACCACCACCACCGACAGCCAGAACAACACGACAGGCGAGGCUCUGCAACGCAGCAUAAGCGCAGGCACACCUCUUGAGCCUACACCCUUCAGGGUGGGGGCUGGCCUUAUCCCUGCUGACUUCAUGGAGGCGCCAGCGCGUGAGGCCGUCGCUCCCGCAGAAGCUCCAGCCAGCGCGCACGCCGACUUAGCGGACACUCCCACAGGCAACCGCGGAAGCGGCAGCUCUUUUGCGACUUCAACCUCAGAAGAAGCUGCUGCCACAGCGGACGGGGGAACGCCUGUCGUGAGGGAUACCGCGUUAGUAGUGCCAUCAGCGGCUGCCCACGCACCGGGAUCAGCAGGCGGAGGAGAAGCAGGCGUAGAAAACGAAACAAAGACUGUUCCAACGGCACAACAGGGGCUGCUGCCUGUGGCUCAUGGGGAGGACGACAACGCGUGGAAGGAAGCAGCAGCACCUACCGAGGCGCCUCCGUUUACACGCGUUGCAGCAGAUGCCACACCUGCAUCGGAAGGAGUCGCGGAUGCAGCCUCAGCUGCACAGCCUCCCGCAGCAGCCUUCGCUCCAGCAGUAGACACAGAUCUUCACCCCAUGUCUACGGCAGCUGCUGACGAAUCUUCGGGUUUUCUUGGUGAGCGUGAAGAGGGCGCCUCCGUCGUCUUCGCAGCUAGAUUAGACCAGAGAAAAGCAGUUUCUAAUACCCAUUCCUUUCGUCUGCCGGAAAAUGCUUUGGGGGAGUUCGCUGAAGGCAUCGAGUGGCGGGAACGAAUGCACCACUCCGAUGUGCGCGUGAGUGGGGGGGCCUCCACACAGGGGAUUUCGCUUGCCGCAGCAGCCCCAGAAGAAGGUGCGUCUCAAGCCGCCACGGAGCUUGUCAGUCGCGUUGCUGAGGCAGCAGCCGCUCACCAAAUUAGUUCCCCAGCAGCCUCCAGCAGAGCGGCACGAGAGCCGCUGGAAAUAGCGCCACCCCCCCUGCCACAGCACCCGCCAUCGCGGGCAGCAACAGCCGCUGCGCCUCCAGGGUCUCUCGAGCACGAGGCUCUUCUAUCGGGAUUCACGCAAGAUUUUGAAGCUGCGAAUGCAGGACUGGCAAGUGCAGCAGGGACAGGGGCCGCUCGAGGGGCAGCUGCAGUUGCCACUGAGGCUGAUUUAGGUGAAGCUGGAAGCACAGACGUUGCCGCACGUGCAGCAGGGAUAACCGCAGACACGAGGUCGGACAUAGCAGGUCUAACAGGGGCAACAAGCUCCAGCUUGCCAGAAGGCUCUAGCCACUCCGGCGCUACACCACGCCCUGUCCGUCGGCGCGGCCGUCUGCCCGAUCGGGGAGAGGCAAGCCGUGAAAAAGCUGACGGAGAAGGCCAUCUUAAAGAAGAGGGGGCUGGCCAGGGAGAGGAAUGGGUUGCCUGGGAAGAGAUGCCCUGGGGGACAGAUGAAGAAGACGUUGAAUGGGUAGUAGAGGAAGACAACGCCGACACACCUAGGAGCAACAGCGCUCCAGACGCUGCCCCUUCGUCUACUUUGUCCCCCGCACCGAUUGCUGGAGGCGGCUCUGUAGCUGCUGCCUCAGGGGCUGCCCCCGUGCAGCUUCCACUGGCGCCACACAGCACGCAGCCGUAUUCGCCUCGCCAGCAGCCGCGGCAGCAAACGCAAGGUCAAGUCCGGCAGCAGGUGCAGCAGCAACAGCAGGUGCAGCAGCAACAGCAAGUGCAGCAGCACCAGCAGGUGCAGCAGCAACAGCAGGUGCAGCAGCACCUGCGACAGCAAAGCGAAUUGCAGCAACAGCAGUGGUUGCAGCAGCAGCAGUGGAUGCAGCAGCAACAGCAGUACAUGCAACAGCAGCAGCAUGGCUGCGAUUUGCUGAGCUCUGCACGCGACGAAUGCAUGGUUCCUUCCCUAGGUGGUUAUUACCACGCACAACAGCCACAGCAGGCUUUGCAGCCGCCGCAGGAGGUCCUUCACCAGCCCUCCAACAACUCGCGGCUGCAUAUGGCACCCUUGCUUGCGCGCUUGAAUCCGAGGGGGAUUGGCGGAUGCUACAGCACCUGCUGUCGAGAGGGAUUCUUCUGCUCGGUCGCUGGUGGGGGCUGCUCUCCUCAGCGGCGAAUGGGUGCAGCAUGCCAAGGCUUUGCCGAGUCUGAGUGCCAGGAAGGGGCCGUCUGCCUCUCUGGAGUCUGCCGUCUGCCCUUUUCUGUGCUGCCUGCGGCAGCGGCCGCCUUGUCUGAGUCGUCAGGAGCAGGAGAGGCCUUUGCGAGUUCUGAGGACAGGAGCUCUACAGUUCUCAUAGGACCAGCUGUACCGCCACUUCACGUGUGUGUGCCGUGGAGUCGGCCUGUUGUGCUUGGCGUAGACCCUGCACCUGAUCCUACCCCAUCAUCGCAAGCAGCGCCUCAGCAGCAGCAGGCGCUUUUGAGGCUCUCGUGUGAACCUUUAGAAGGGCAGCCCUGCACGCACGAUGCGGAAUGCUGGGGGUUUGCUGUCCCUCUGGGGUAUUGCGAUCCGAGCGACAGCCGCUGCAAGGCUCCUGCGUAUCCAACGUGCCUUCCUCUGCUGCAGAAGCUCGUGUCUCUGCAGAUUGAAGCUUUCAGCCGCUCGGUAGAGGCGCUCAGGGGUCGUCAGCAGCGCCAGACACCCCAAACGCAGCAGCAGCAGCAUGCAGCAGCAGCAGCAGCCCCGCACGGCGCAGUCAGUGCGCACAAUGCCAGUACUGGCUCUGGAGCGACUACAGCGACAACAGCAGGAUCGCAAGGGGCAAGAGGCUCUGCACGAGGGGCUGCCCCAGGAACGACCUCGCCCUAUACAACGCAAGGCCGACAACAGCAAACUGCUGGCAGCCGAUUAGAUCACCGCCCGCAGCAGCAGCAAUUGUUGCUGCUACAGCAGCAGCAACUGAAUCCUCAGAGACCCCCACAACAGCGCUACACGUCCGCAGGUGCACCAGUUAUUUACUCUGCGGCAGCUGCAGAGCCAGCGGCUGGGUGGCCGUACACUUGGACGCUGGCGCCCUUCUCUGGUGGGCCUGCUAUCCAGAGCUUGGGAGUGUCAGACAGCUCUCAGGAAGAUGCACAUGCGCCUUUUAAGACCUCCGAGACACACACGGCCGCUUCUGCUCGCCGCCUUGCAGAAAGCAGCGCUCCUGCGUCUUUCGUCGCGCUGCUACUGCGAGUGAAGGCCCCCACCAACAAAGUGGGUGCUGACACGGAAAGACACAUACUUCCUUCGUAA